Molecule: messenger RNA, 6805 nt
Organism: Carlito syrichta (Philippine tarsier)
Lineage: Eukaryota; Metazoa; Chordata; Mammalia; Primates; Tarsiidae
Gene: CAD
Product: carbamoyl-phosphate synthetase 2, aspartate transcarbamylase, and dihydroorotase
Exons: 43
Coding region: 1-6540 (2179 amino acids)
Biological process (GO): L-glutamine metabolic process; L-arginine biosynthetic process; 'de novo' pyrimidine nucleobase biosynthetic process
Cellular component (GO): carbamoyl-phosphate synthase complex; cytoplasm
Molecular function (GO): metal ion binding; amino acid binding; hydrolase activity, acting on carbon-nitrogen (but not peptide) bonds, in cyclic amides
Source: RefSeq, a predicted model, not a curated record
AUGUUGUCAGUCACCAGCUCUGUCACGGAGAAACUGAGUUUGUGGAACUUCAGGAGGGGAGCCCUGGUAGGACCCAGGUGGUUUGAAUCCUCGGGGAUCCACGUGGCAGGACUGGUGGUGGGAGAGUGCUGCCCCACGCCCAGCCACUGGAGUGCCACCCAGACCCUUCACGCGUGGCUGCAGCAGCAUGGCAUCCCUGGUCUGCAAGGAGUGGACACUCGUGAGCUGACCAAGAAGUUGCGGGAACAGGGCUCUCUGCUGGGGAAGCUGGUCCAGAAGGGGACAGAGCCCUCCUCCCUGCCGUUCCUGGACCCCAAUGCGCGCCCCCUGGUGCCAGAGGUCUCCAUCAAGACCCCACGGGUGUUCAAUGCAGGGGGUGCCCCUCGGAUCCUGGCUUUGGACUGUGGCCUCAAGUACAACCAGAUCCGCUGUCUGUGCCAGCGUGGGGCUGAGGUCACGGUGGUGCCCUGGGACCAUGCAUUCGACAGCCAGGAGUACGAGGGUCUCUUCCUGAGUAACGGCCCUGGUGACCCUGCCUCCUACCCCCACGUUGUGUCAAUGCUGAGCCGUGUCUUGUCUGAGCCUAAUCCCCGGCCUGUCUUCGGGAUCUGCCUGGGACACCAGCUGCUGGCCUUAGCUAUCGGGGCCAAGACGUACAAGAUGAGGUAUGGGAACCGUGGCCACAACCAGCCCUGUCUGCUGGUGGGCUCAGGGCGCUGCUUCCUGACAUCGCAGAACCAUGGGUUUGCGGUGGAGACCGACUCCCUGCCGGCGGGCUGGGCUCCUCUCUUCACCAACGCCAAUGACGGUUCCAACGAGGGUCUUGUGCACCACAGCCUGCCCUUCUUCAGCGUCCAGUUCCACCCAGAGCACCAGGCUGGCCCUUCAGACAUGGAGCUCCUUUUUGAUGUCUUUCUGGACACUGUGAAAGAGGCCAUAGCUGGGAACCCCGGCGGCCAGACAGUGCGCGAGCGGCUGACUGAGCGCCUCUGUCCGCCCGGGACUCCCACCCCUGGCUCCGGGCCCCCGCCACCACGGAAGGUGCUGAUUCUGGGCUCAGGGGGCCUCUCCAUUGGCCAGGCUGGCGAGUUCGACUACUCUGGCUCUCAGGCGAUUAAGGCCCUCAAGGAGGAGAACAUACAGACGCUGCUGAUCAACCCCAACAUCGCCACGGUGCAGACCUCACAGGGACUGGCGGACAAGGUCUACUUCCUCCCCAUCACACCUCACUACGUGACCCAGGUAAUACGGAACGAACGCCCAGAUGGGGUGUUGCUGACUUUCGGGGGCCAGACUGCUCUGAACUGUGGCGUGGAACUGACCAAGGCCGGGGUGCUGGCCCGCUAUGGUGUGCGGGUCCUGGGCACCCCCGUGGAGACCAUCGAGCUCACGGAGGACCGGCGCGCUUUUGCUGCCAGGAUGGCAGAGAUCGGAGAGCACGUGGCCCCCAGUGAGGCGGCCAGUUCUCUGGAGCAGGCCCAGGCAGCCGCCGAGCGACUUGGGUACCCUGUACUGGUGCGGGCGGCCUUUGCCCUGGGCGGCCUGGGCUCAGGCUUUGCCUCCAGUAGGGAGGAGCUCUCUGCUCUGGUGGCCCCGGCCUUCGCCCAUACCAGCCAAGUGCUGGUGGACAAGUCCCUGAAGGGGUGGAAGGAGAUUGAGUACGAGGUGGUGAGGGACGCCUACGGCAACUGUGUCACGGUGUGCAACAUGGAGAACUUGGACCCCCUGGGCAUCCACACUGGGGAGUCCAUCGUGGUGGCUCCAAGCCAGACGCUGAACGACAGGGAGUACCAGCUGCUGCGGCAGACGGCCAUCAAGGUGACCCAGCACCUUGGCAUCGUCGGGGAGUGCAACGUGCAGUAUGCCUUGAACCCCGAGUCUGAGCAGUAUUACAUCAUUGAGGUGAAUGCCAGGCUGUCUCGCAGCUCCGCUCUGGCCAGUAAGGCCACAGGCUAUCCCCUGGCCUACGUGGCAGCCAAGCUGGCCCUGGGCAUCCCCUUGCCUGAGCUUAGGAACUCGGUGACAGGGGGCACAGCCGCCUUUGAGCCCAGCCUGGACUACUGCGUGGUGAAGAUUCCUCGCUGGGACCUCAGCAAGUUCCUGCGCGUCAGCACAAAGAUCGGGAGCUGCAUGAAGAGUGUUGGUGAAGUCAUGGGCAUUGGGCGUUCGUUUGAGGAGGCCUUCCAAAAGGCCCUGCGCAUGGUGGAUGAGAACUGUGUGGGCUUUGACCACACGGUGAAGCCAGUUAGCGACAUGGAGUUGGAGACGCCCACAGACAAGCGCAUCUUUGUGGUGGCAGCGGCCCUGUGGGCCGGGUACUCGGUUGACCGUCUGUACGAGCUCACGCGCAUCGACCGCUGGUUCCUGCACCGCAUGAAGCGCAUCAUAGUGCACGCCCAGCUGCUGGAGCAGCACCGCGGGCAGCCUCUGCCGCCAGACCUGCUGCACCAGGCCAAGUGCCUGGGCUUCUCAGACAAGCAGAUCGCCCUCGCAGUUCUGAGCACAGAGCUGGCUGUUCGCAAGCUGCGGCAGGAGCUGGGCAUCUGCCCGGCCGUCAAGCAGAUUGACACGGUGGCCGCCGAGUGGCCUGCCCAGACCAACUACCUGUAUCUGACGUACUGGGGCACCACGCACGACCUCGGCUUCCGGACGCCCCACGUCCUGGUUCUGGGCUCCGGCGUCUACCGCAUUGGCUCCAGCGUGGAAUUCGACUGGUGCGCCGUGGGCUGCAUCCAGCAGCUUCGGAAGAUGGGCUACAAGACCAUCAUGGUGAACUACAACCCGGAGACCGUCAGCACCGACUACGACAUGUGUGACCGGCUUUACUUUGAUGAGAUCUCUUUUGAGGUGGUGAUGGACAUCUACGAGCUGGAGAGCCCCGAGGGUGUGAUCCUGUCCAUGGGUGGGCAGCUGCCCAACAACAUGGCCAUGGCCCUGCACCGGCAGCAGUGCCGGGUGCUGGGCACCUCCCCGGAAGCCAUCGACUCGGCCGAGAACCGCUUCAAGUUCUCGCGGCUCCUCGACACCAUCGGGAUCAGCCAGCCGCAGUGGCGCGAGCUCAGCGACCUGGAGUCGGCGCGCCAGUUCUGCCAGGCCGUGGGCUACCCCUGCGUAGUGCGCCCCUCCUACGUGCUGAGCGGUGCGGCCAUGAACGUGGCCUACACCGACGGGGACCUGGAGCGCUUCCUGAGCAGUGCGGCUGCCGUGUCCAAGGAGCACCCCGUGGUUAUCUCCAAGUUCAUCCAAGAAGCCAAGGAGAUUGAUGUGGACGCUGUGGCCUGCGAUGGUGUGGUGGCUGCCAUUGCCAUCUCUGAGCAUGUGGAGAACGCGGGCGUACACUCGGGCGAUGCCACGCUGGUGACGCCCCCUCAAGACAUCACUGCCAAGACCCUGGAGCGGAUCAAAGCCAUCGUGCAUGCUGUGGGCCAGGAGCUGCAGGUUACGGGCCCCUUCAACCUGCAGCUCAUCGCCAAGGACGACCAGCUGAAGGUCAUCGAGUGCAACGUGCGCGUCUCUCGCUCCUUCCCCUUCGUCUCCAAGACCCUGGGCGUGGACCUCGUGGCCGUGGCCACCCGCGUCAUCAUGGGGGAAGAGGUGGAGCCCGUGGGGCUCAUGACUGGCUCUGGCGUUGUGGGGGUGAAGGUGCCGCAGUUCUCCUUCUCCCGCUUGGCGGGUGCUGAUGUGGUGCUGGGUGUGGAGAUGACCAGCACCGGGGAGGUGGCCGGCUUUGGGGAGAGCCGCUGCGAGGCCUAUCUCAAGGCCAUGCUCAGCACCGGCUUCAAGAUUCCCAAGAAGAACAUUCUGCUGACCAUUGGCAGCUACAAGAACAAGAGUGAGUUGCUCCCGACCGUGCGGCUGCUGGAGAGCCUUGGCUACAGCCUCUACGCCAGCCUGGGCACCGCCGACUUCUACACUGAGCAUGGUGUCAAGGUGACGGCCGUGGACUGGCACUUUGAGGAGGCCGUGGAUGGGGAGUGCCCGCCGCAGCGCAGCAUCCUGGAGCAGCUGGCCGAGAACCACUUCGAGCUGGUGAUCAACCUUUCCAUGCGUGGGGCUGGAGGCCGGCGGCUCUCUUCCUUUGUCACCAAGGGCUACCGCACACGGCGCCUGGCCGCUGACUUCUCUGUGCCUCUCAUCAUCGACAUCAAGUGCACCAAGCUCUUUGUGGAGGCCCUGGGCCAGAUUGGGCCGGCCCCUCCGCUGAAGGUGCACGUGGACUGCAUGACCUCCCAGAAGCUCGUGCGGCUGCCCGGGUUGAUUGAUGUCCAUGUGCACCUGCGGGAACCCGGUGGGACACACAAGGAAGACUUUGCCUCGGGCACUGCCGCUGCACUGGCGGGGGGUGUCACAAUGGUGUGCGCCAUGCCCAACACCCGGCCCCCUAUCACCGACGCCCCUGCGCUGGCCCUGGUCCAGAAGCUGGCAGAGGCUGGCGCUCUCUGUGACUUCGCCUUGUUCCUUGGGGCCUCCUCUGAAAACGCAGGGACCCUGGGUGCUGUGGCUGGGUCAGCGGCUGGAUUAAAGCUGUACCUCAAUGAGACCUUCUCUGAGCUGCGGCUGGACAGUGUGGCCCAGUGGAUGGAGCACUUCGAGACGUGGCCGUCCCACCUCCCCAUCGUGGCCCACGCUGAGCGGCAGAGCGUGGCCGCCGUCCUCAUGGUGGCCCAGCUGACCCAGCACUCGGUGCACAUAUGUCACGUGGCUCGGAAGGAGGAGAUCUUGCUGAUCAAAGCUGCCAAGGCGCGGGGGCUGCCAGUGACCUGUGAGGUGGCACCCCACCACCUGUUCCUGAGCCAGGAUGACCUGGAACGCCUGGGGCACGGCAAGGGGGAGGUCCGGCCUGAGCUGGGAUCCCGCCAGGACGUGGAGGCCCUGUGGGACAACAUGGCUGUCAUCGACUGCUUCGCCUCGGACCACGCCCCGCACACCGUGGAGGAGAAGUGUGGGCCCAGGCCCCCACCCGGCUUCCCGGGGCUGGAGACCAUGCUGCCGCUGCUGCUGACCGCAGUGAGCGAGGGCCGGCUCAGCCUGGACGACCUGCUACAGCGGCUGCACCACAACCCCCGGCGUAUCUUCCACCUGCCUCCCCAGGAGGACACCUACAUAGAGGUGGAUCUAGAGCAUGAGUGGACGGUCCCCAGCCACAUGCCCUUCUCCAAGGCCCACUGGACUCCGUUUGAAGGGCAGAAGGUGAAAGGCACCGUCCGUCGCGUGGUCCUGCGCGGGGAGGUCGCCUACAUCGACGGGCAGGUUCUGGUGCCCCCGGGCUAUGGACAGGAUGUUCGCAAAUGGCCUCAGGGGGCUGUGCCCCAGCCCCCGCCCCCACCUCCAGCACCUGCAGCCAGCGAGAUCACCACGACACCUGAGAGGCCCCGCCGGGGCAUCCCAGGCCUCCCUGAUGGCCGCUUCCACUUGCCACCCCGAAUCCACCGAGCCUCCGACCCAGGCUUACCAGCCGAGGACCCAAAGGAGAAGGCCUCUCGGAAGGCGGCCGAGCUCGAGCUGAUGGGAACCCCUGAUGGCACCUGCCACCCUCUACCACCAGUGCCUAGACAGGCGUCACCCCAGAACCUGGGGGCCCCCGGCCUACUGCACCCCCAGACCUCACCCCUGCUGCACUCAUUGGUGGGCCAACAUAUCCUGUCCGUCCAGCAGUUCACCAAGGAUCAGAUGUCUCACCUGUUCAACGUGGCACAUACGCUGCGGAUGAUGGUGCAGAAGGAGCGGAGCCUGGACAUCCUCAAGGGGAAGGUCAUGGCCUCCAUGUUCUACGAGGUGAGCACGCGCACCAGCAGCUCCUUCGCAGCAGCCAUGGCCCGGCUUGGGGGCGCCGUGCUCAGCUUCUCUGAGGCCACGUCGUCCGUCCAGAAAGGCGAGUCCCUGGCGGACUCUGUGCAGACCAUGAGCUGCUACGCAGAUGUGGUUGUGCUCCGGCACCCGCAGCCCGGGGCGGUGGAGCUGGCGGCCAAGCACUGCCGGCGACCCGUGAUCAACGCUGGGGACGGAGUGGGAGAGCACCCCACCCAGGCACUGCUGGACAUCUUCACCAUCCGUGAGGAGCUGGGCACAGUCAACGGCAUGACGAUCACGAUGGUGGGAGACCUGAAGCAUGGCCGAACAGUACACUCCCUGGCCUGCCUGCUCACCCAGUACCGCGUCAGCCUGCGCUACGUGGCGCCCCCCAGCCUGCGCAUGCCACCCAGCGUGCGGGACUUCGUGGACGCCCGGGGCACUAAGCAGGAGGACUUCGAGAGCAUCGAGGAGGCACUGCCCGACACCGAUGUGCUGUACAUGACUCGCAUCCAGAAGGAGCGGUUUGGCUCUGCCCAGGAGUAUGAGGCGUGCUUUGGUCAGUUCAUCCUCACGCCGCACAUCAUGACCCGGGCCAAGAAGAAGAUGGUGGUGAUGCACCCCCUGCCCCGAGUCAACGAGAUAAGCGUGGAGGUGGACUCCGACCCGCGGGCCGCCUACUUCCGCCAGGCUGAGAACGGCAUGUACAUCCGCAUGGCGCUGCUGGCCACCGUGCUGGGCCGCUUCUAGAGCCGGGCCCAGCUCUGGCGGCUUCUUCUCUUCAGGCCCAGCUGCUGGGCAAGUCCAGUGCCCCCCACGGGGGCAGCCACUUAGUCGGCCCUCUGGCGUCCAGAGAGCUCACGCGUGCGGCCCACGCUCUGGGCUCUGGACCGGCACUCGAGCGGCGCAGGGCCUCGGGUGCUGGGCCCAUCUGCCCGUCUCCAUCCCCGCACCUUAAGUCUGUACGGUCGCUUUUCUACCGACUUAAUAAACGGCUGUGCUGCCUUGACUCCUG